GGCGCCGCCAGCGGGAGCGGCAGCUGGAGCAGCCCCCGCUCCCGUCCCGUCCCGUCGCGGCCAUGCGGCUGUCGCUGGUGCUGUCGGUGCUGCGGCCCGCCGGGCCGGUGGCCAUCGGCGUCUCGCUGGGCUUCACGCUCAGCCUGCUCAGCGUCACCUGGGUGGAAGAGCCCUGCGGGCCGCCGCCGCGACCCGCCGCCCGCCCGGGCCCCGACGGCGGCCCCGCGCCGCCUCCCGGUCCCGGCAACGCCAACGCGGCGCGCAGGCCCAACGCCGUGCCCGCCGGGCUGGGCGCCGACAGCUGGGAGCCCCGCGUCGUGCCCUACCGCCCGCCCAGCCCCGGCAGGGCCGCCAAGAAGGCCGUCAGGACCCGGUACAUCAGCACAGAGCUGGGGAUGCGGCAGCGGCUCUUUGUGGGUGUGCUGACCUCCAAGAGUACACUGAACACGCUGGGGGUGGCUGUCAACCGCACGCUGGCCCACCGCCUGGAGCGCCUGGUGUACUUCACGGGCACGCGGGGCCGCAAGGUGCCCCAUGGCAUGACGGUGGUGACACACAGUGACGAGCGGCCCAUCUGGAACAUGUACCAGACCGUCAGGUACCUUCUGGACCACUAUGUGAACGACUUUGACUGGUUCUUCCUGGUGCAGGACGAUACCUACACAGAGGCACACCGUAUCAGCCGCCUGGUCGCCCACCUCAGCAUUGACACCCACCUCUACAUGGGCCGUCCUGAGGAGUUCAUCGGUGGGGACACCGAGGGACGCUACUGCUAUGGGGGGUUUGGCUACCUGCUGUCCCGCAGUCUCCUCCUGCUCCUGCAGCAGCAUCUGGAGAGCUGCCGCAAUGACAUCCUCAGCGCCCGGCCCGAUGAGUGGCUAGGCCGCUGCAUCAUCGACUACACAGCCAUCAACUGUGCUGAGGAGCAUGAGGGCCUGCGUUACCACUAUUUUGAGCUGGGAAAGAACACGGACCCCGAGCGGGAGACUGACCUACAUUUCCAGAGCGCCUUCACGGUCCACCCUGUCCUGGAUCCCCUCCAGAUGUACCGACUGCACAAGUACUUUGCACAAGUGGAGCUUGAGAGGACCUACCAAGAGAUCCAACAGCUCCAGCUGGAGAUCCAGAAUGCCAGCAGCCUGUCCGCUGACGGGGACCACGGUGCCACGUGGCCCGUCGGCAUCCCACCCCCCUUCCAGCCCAAAACUCGCUUUGAGGUGCUGCGCUGGGACUACUUCACAGAGGAGCAGGUCUAUGCCUGCGUGGAUGGCUCCCCCAAGUGCGAGCUGCGCGGUGCAGACCUGGCGGAUGUGGCCGACGUGGUGGCCACAGCCAUGGAGGAGCUGAACCGCAAGUACCAGCCGGUGCUCCACGUCCACAAGCAGCAGCUGGUGAAUGGGUACCGGCGCUUCGACCCCACACGCGGCAUGGAGUACACACUGGACCUUCAGGUGGAGGUGGUCACCCAGAAGGGGCACAGCUGCUCUGUCACCAAGCGUGUGCAUCUGGUGCGGCCCCUCAGCGAGGUGGAGAUCAUCCCCAUGCCCUACGUGACGGAGGCCAGUCGCAUCAAUGUCAUCUUGCCGCUGACGGCCCAGGACCGCCACCAUGCCACCCGCUUCCUGGAGGCUUAUGCAGCGGCUGCCUUCGAGAGCAGUGAGAAUGCUGUGCUCACCUUCCUCUUCAUCUAUGACCCCUUCGAGGCACAGCAGGUCACGCAGAACGAUGUCUUCGCCCCUGUGAAGGCCCAGAUCACCGAGUAUGAGCGCAAGUACGCAGAGGUGAAGAUCCCGUGGAUCAGCGUGAAGACGGACGCACCGUCCCAAAUCAAGGUCAUGGACAUCAUCUCCAAGAAGCACCCCGUGGACACGCUUUUCUUCGUGGCCGGCGUGGGGACAGAGGUCACUGUUGACUUCUUGAACCGCUGCCGGAUGAACACCAUCAACAACUGGCAGGUCUUCUUCCCCAUCCACUUCCAGGGCUACAACCCCACCAUCGCUUACCACAACCAGGUGCCGCCCGCCACGCUGGACCUGCUGCGGGACGCAGGCCGCUUCGACCGCGAUGUCUUCCACGAGGCCUGCUUCUACAACGCCGACUACAUGGCAGCGCGCACACGCAUGGCGGGCGACGUGCAGGAGAACGAGGACAUCCUGGAGACCCUGGACAUCUACGACAUGUUCAUCAAGUACUCCAACCUCCACGUCUUCCGGGCCGUGGAGCCCGCCCUGCUGCAGCAGUACCGGCACCAGGCCUGCAACCCCCGACUCAGCGAGGAGAUCUACCACCGCUGUGUGCAGAGCAGCCUGGAGGGCAUGGGCUCUCGCUCCCAGCUGGCCAUGGUGCUUUUUGAGCAGGAGCAGGGGAACAGCACCUGAACCCUAGGGCAUGGAGGGGCUGGCCCUGCCCUCCCAUGCCUGACUGCCCACCCCACUUCUUCUGCCCAAAUCUGUCUUCCUCCUCUCAGUGGCUCAGGGAUCAACAGUGCCUGAGCUUGUGGCUUGCCCUUCUGGGGUCGUCUGGGCCAGAGUCUGCCACUCUGGGCUGCCUGGGUCCUUCUGGAGUGGUGCACAGUGGUGCAGACCCCAGGGCGAAGUUGGGGUCUGAGUCACCGAGCUGCGAGCUGGAGCAUCUUGGCUCCUUGCCCCAGAGCUGCUGGUUCCAUCCCUCCAUCCUGGCCGCACUGCCCAGCAGGGAGGUGAUGGGCUGUCCUGUCCCUUACUGUCCCUGCCUUGACUGGGGACACACAGAGCCCAAGCCCCCCCUGCUAUGGGGCCGUCACUUCCAUGGGGCUGAGGAUGGUCCCUCAUAGUUCCCUUAGUGACCUGAGACAGGGCUGUGUCCCCCGCUCCUUUGGAGUAUUGGCCCAGUUGUGCAGGGAGGAUGCGGGCCCGUCACAGGCUUGGACAGCGGGAUGGGGCAUGUCCCACCCCAAAAGAGCAAUAAAGAGGUUGGUUGUGGGGUUUUGCCACUCAGCUACAAGCCGGAGCACUCCCCAGCUGGUCAGGGUAGGGGGUCUUGGCCGCUAGGGCUGGUAGGCACAGGGGCUGCCGGAGGGAAUCCUGCUGUAUUCACGUACCGUGAGCUGCUCCCCAUGGGAACCGUGACCCAGGCCGCUUUGGCCUUCGCAGUAUCAAUAGGACGUCGGAGGUCGCAGCCCUCGGACAAGAGCCUCCAGACAGAGGUGGGAGCCCUCCCCACCAUGGGCCUGACCUCGGGGUCGGGGGACAAGGCAGAGGGUUUGACUGCUCAUCUCCUAAGGAGAAAGCGACUGAGGAGCCACUCUCAGCUCCUGGUUUGUAUUUAAUAGUGGGGAGAGGAGGGGGGUGGGGUGUGCAUUUACACUAA
Messenger RNA from Colius striatus (speckled mousebird), 3348 nucleotides. RefSeq names its product chondroitin polymerizing factor (gene CHPF). NCBI's taxonomy places the organism in Eukaryota, Metazoa, Chordata, Aves, Coliiformes, Coliidae. Gene Ontology annotation, cellular component: Golgi cisterna membrane. Gene Ontology annotation, molecular function: glucuronosyl-N-acetylgalactosaminyl-proteoglycan 4-beta-N-acetylgalactosaminyltransferase activity. The record is from RefSeq and is a predicted model, not a curated record. The transcript is spliced from 4 exons. Bases 63 to 2378 code for a protein of 771 amino acids.